GCAACAUCGAUCACCAUGGAUCCAUAACAUAUAAUUUUUUUCCGACGAUACCAUGCGUCGGAAACAUUCAGAAGAACUUCCACGGUUUGUGCCGGCUACGAGAUCGCUAGCAACCCAAUUCCGACGUCGUCACCUCAUCUACAUUCUCGUCGGAUUGCUCUUCGUAUACUGGCUGCUCCCCUCUAGACAGCCCUCCCAAGUCCACGAUGACAAUCGACCACCGCCUGUCAAUUGGCACCGUUACGCCUACAGCCUCUACGCAACGGACAGCGCAACGCUAUGCCACGCCGUUCUGAUUUUCGACGCGCUCGCCAAGUUUGGAAGUAAAGCAGACCGUAUACUUUUCUACCCCAAGCAAUGGGACACAAUAGUGUCGGGCCCGCGCGACCGCGACAGCCAGCUGCUCGUCAUGGCGAGGGACGUCUACAAGGUCAAACUCGAACCGGUUGAUCUUCUCACCGUUGAGGGUCGAGUCAAAGAUUCAUGGUCUGGAACCUGGGACAAGUCGGUCACUAAGUUCAUGGCCUUUUCCCUUACCUACUACGAUCGGGUGAUCGCCCUUGAUUCGGACCUCACGCUGCUGCAGUCCAUCGACGAACUGUUCCUCCUCCCACCGACGCCGAUGGCCAUGCCGCGCGCAUACUGGCAGGAAAAACCGGCGCCCCUGACGUCCUUCCUCAUGGUUGUCAAGCCCGACCUGGCUGAGUUCGAACGCUUCAAGCGGACGAUAACGAGCGGUGGGAAGCAGGCUGUGGUCGAGGCGCACAGGUUCGAUAUGGAGAUUGCGAAUGAGCGGUUCGAAGACAGCGCGAUGGUGCUGCCGCACCGACCGUACGGCCUGCUCACGGGAGAGUUCCGCAGCAUGAACCACAGCGCGUAUCUGGGAGACCCGGACGAGGUGUGGGACGCAGAGAAGAUCCGCAGCGAGGCGAAGCUCGUCCACUUCAGCGACUGGCCGCUCCCCAAGCCGUGGAUCAUGUGGCCACUCGAGGGUCUCGCAGAGGUGCAGCCGGACUGCGGCGGCAGCCACGAGGGGAGCUGUCCGGAGAGGAAGAUCUGGAAGCACUUCUAUGAGGACUUUCGCCAUAGGCGUAAGGAAAUUUGCAAAUUGCUCAGCGUGCCUGCGCCGGACUGGUACAAGAUCAAGGAUGGAUACCAUCGUCCGAAUGCCACAGCGGCGACGGAGGAGGGCACGACGCAUGCAGCGUCAAUUGAGGCUCAGGGAGAGGUCCGGGGCGAGAGCGAGGCAAAGGCCAGUGUAGAAGUGGCUUCGCACGAUACUUGAAUCACAUAUAACAGCAUAUAAACAUAGAAAUAAACAUACGAAGAUAGACUUCGACCCAUGGAUUAGCAUCCGGCACGAUUGACGCCGCGGACCACCACACCAGUUCUCUCUCACCUUCUCUUCGCUCACCGAGCCUCUAUGGCGCAGA
Messenger RNA from Aaosphaeria arxii CBS 175.79, 1433 nucleotides. RefSeq names its product glycosyltransferase family 8 protein. The record is from RefSeq and is a predicted model, not a curated record. The coding region runs from base 53 to 1285 and encodes 410 amino acids. Lineage: Eukaryota; Fungi; Ascomycota; Dothideomycetes; Pleosporales. Gene Ontology annotation, molecular function: glycosyltransferase activity. The transcript is spliced from 2 exons.